Molecule: messenger RNA, 710 nt
Organism: Linderina pennispora
Lineage: Eukaryota; Fungi; Kickxellomycota; Kickxellomycetes; Kickxellales; Kickxellaceae
Exons: 1
Coding region: 375-689 (104 amino acids)
Source: RefSeq, a predicted model, not a curated record
AUCAUGAAAACAAGCAGGAUGGGGCGAAUGCGGAUAUCCAGAAUAAACCCUUUUGAACUGUGUAUGUGCGCAUGAGACUGUUUUACGGGACUGAGUGAUGGUCCUGCUGGUCCAGUCUGCUUUGGGUGGUCCGAUUUUGGUUCGUCUCAGACCAUCGGGCUGAUGGCUGAAACAAAGAUAUCGAGCGAACUACGGAGUGGCGAAUGUUGGCAGCAAGCAUGUGAAUUAUUUGUUGCAUGAGCGGAUAUGAUGCUAUUCAUCGAUCUGAACAAGCGUUUCUAUAAUAUCAAAAAGGAAAAGGAAAAGGCAUGAACUUCAGUACAAAUAUUCAUCUUCAUAUGUAGGCAAUAAGCUAACUUUUGCUGUAGGGUACAAUGAGAGGUGACAUUGGAGCUCACAUGCUUGAAAUUGGUAUUCUAUCUACGCAGCAUGGGUGGCAAAUAUCGAGCACAGCUCUGGAAAAGCUAAAGCUCGCAAGACAACCUAACGCUAUGAAAAGUAUGAGGCAGCGCUCAGAUGCAGAGGAAUUGGCGACCACGACUCAGACCUUGGCAGAUAGGCGCAGUGUCGCAGGCAGACUAGCCUCAUCCGCUAUUCUAGUAUUCGUUUUGUUGAGUGGUUGGUGGUUGGUGGUGUUGUGGAUUGGAGCUGUCAGAAUGUGCGUCCAUCCUCGCCGCUCGCACUCUUAAACCCACGCCCGCAGAAAGCGA